CAACAAGACAUCACAGAUCAACUGCUUUUAAAAGACAAAGAUGAACAGCAAACUUCUUCAGUCUGAGUCAGAGGAAUCCGUGGUGAGGAUUGUGCUCUUGGGAAAGACUGGAGUUGGGAAGAGUGCAUCAGGAAACACCAUCCUACAGAGCCACAGUUUUACUACUAAACUGUCCUCUGCAUCUGUGACAGCAAAAUGCAAGAUCAUGACAAGAAAAGUGAAUGGACAAACUCUGGCUGUUGUUGAUACUCCAGGUCUGUUUCACACCUACAAAGAUCGUGAAGAGGUGAUGAAUGAGAUCUUAGAUUGCACCACACUGAUUUCACCCGGUCCUCAUGUGUUCCUGUUGGUGCUUAAGCUAGGUACCUUCAGAAAAGAAGACAAAGAAAUGCUGGAACGCUUCAAGAAAGUCUUCAAAGAUGCAGAACAUCAUACCAUCGUCUUGUUCACCCAUGGUGAGCCAGGACGCGAGGUUGGCGCUUUCAUUGAAAAAAAUGAAAGUCUCAAAAAGUUCAUCAGCGAGUCUUGUGCAGUGUACCAUGUCUUCAACAACAACGAACCUGAGAAUGAGUCUCAAGUUACCGGCCUACUGGUGAAGAUCAACAACAUAAUCCAAAAAAAUGGAGGAAGCUACUACAGAAAUGAAUUGCUUGAAGAGGCUAAGAGAGCAAUCGAAGUAAAGCAAUGUGAUGAUGGAAAAUCGGCAGUAUGUUGGGAGAGCUUAAUCUCUAAGGGUCUAGACAAAGUGCUGGGACAAGGUUCAACUGCAAAUAUGGUUGUGAGCGGUUUCCUUAAAACAGUGGAAAAUAUUGCGUAUGAAUGGAUGCCACCUGAGGCUUUCAAAAAAGUGAGUCAGAGCUCAUCAAACCAGCACUAAAAAACAUAUGACACAGGGAAAUGAUAAUGACGAAAGGGUGUAAAUGUAUCAUGCUUUUGUUCUUUUUUCUUUUCCUUUUUCUUUUCUUUUCUCUUUUCUUUUACAGAGAACAUCUUAAACAUUACACUUUAUUCAAAAUGCACUAAAUGUGUAGACUCUGCUGUAUUGAUGAUUUGUGGACAGUUGAUACAUGGAGCAUUAUCUAACAGCCACACACAAGGGAACAUCUUAUCUUCUCAAGAAAGUAUCAGAAACUAAAAAAAAUAUUUCAGGUACAGUUAGUCAAUUGAAACUACAUAAGUUUAGAGUUUUUUGUUAAGCUGCCAUUACUAUAGACUCAUUUGCCAGUUUGUUAGGUACACCUUCCUAAAAACUAAUACAACAGCUGUAGCAAAAUUUGAGGGUGUAGUGCAGAUUGACCUCACGGGUAUCCUUAUGAUGGACUGAUGAAUAUGACAUCACCUCAAAACAUCAACCUGACAUAUGUCUAUAUGACUCUAUGUUUACUCCCUUUGGUUAAUGUGUAAAAAGUCAGUGUGAGCAUGAACUUGACCUGAACUAAAAGACAAUAAUAAAUCAUUUAAUGAAUUAAACUGCAUGUGUGAAAGAGCCGCUUAAUGGGGACAGUUUCAGAACUCUCAUACUGCCAAAUGUAUUGUUGCCUCAGAGCGUGUAGAAUGGCAAAAAGAAUGGCUUAUGGUCUGGAGCUUCAAAUGGCUUCAUGCCAGCACCUGCCUUUUCCAAAGAACCUGGAACACACCAAACACGUGUUCAUAUAGCUGGUGUUUGCAACAGUGUGGAUGCGCCAUGUAUCAACUGCAAUUUGUUUUCAAAGUAUAAAAUUAUUGUUUGUACUGUGGGAGUGGGCUGAACUUUUCUUUCUGAACUACUACUACUACUACCCUCCCCCUCCAUAAAAAGGUUUAUGUAGGGGAGUUUUCAACAGUUUUGAGUGACUGUACUCGAUAUUAAGUUAAAUAUUUAUUUAGUUUUUAAGGGAAAAACUGUUUAUGCUGGGUCUGUUUAACUGUGUAAAGACAUUUCAGAUAUUCUGAGAUUAAUCUGACUUCUGACUUUUGUCUUCUGUAAUUAUAUCCUGUAGUAAACUGCACUUGUGUUGAAACUCUUUAAUUGCUUUUUUUUUGCACAUGCAUAUGUGUUAUAUCCUUGUAUAACACUUCAGUAAAAAAGGUUGGCAUUAUUUUAUCUUUUUAUUAUCCAAACAAUUAUAUUGCAUCAUUGUUCACUUUCUCAUAUAUUGGUUUUUAUUCGACAUGUGGGAUUUGCUGUACUGGUUUGAUUUUGAUGAGCUGAAUUAAAAAGAGCCC
Molecule: messenger RNA, 2205 nt
Organism: Epinephelus lanceolatus (giant grouper)
Lineage: Eukaryota; Metazoa; Chordata; Actinopteri; Perciformes; Serranidae
Product: GTPase IMAP family member 5-like
Molecular function (GO): GTP binding
Source: RefSeq, a predicted model, not a curated record